Molecule: messenger RNA, 5702 nt
Organism: Dermacentor silvarum
Lineage: Eukaryota; Metazoa; Arthropoda; Arachnida; Ixodida; Ixodidae
Exons: 6
Coding region: 148-1839 (563 amino acids)
Source: RefSeq, a predicted model, not a curated record
CUUUGCAAAAAAGCUGCUGCGCAUGCGCGAGCGCGUCGUUUGCGAGCGCCCCCUACAUGGUUGGAAUGAUAGCAGACGACAGCUCCCUGCCUGGCUGGUCACUCCGGCACGUUCAGGCAAGCUCCCGUGCCCACGUUUCUGAGUGUCAUGCCAGCGCACUGCGUCGCGUAUGGGUGUACGAAUUAUUACGGCAAGAAUAACGUGGGUUUUUUUCGGUUUCCGUCCGAGAAGCUGUAUCCACUGAAAAGAGCGUCAUGGGUGAACGCCGUAAAGCGGUUGAAUGCGGACGGCUCAGUGUGGCAGCCAAACGUGCACUCAAGGAUUUGCAGCGAGCACUUUAUAGCAGGCCGGCCUUCAAACUUUUCUAGCCACCCUGACUACGUGCCAACUGUUUUCUCAUACACCCGAACUGCCGGACCGGCUGCAGUGGACCGGCAUGGUCGUUGGAUUAAGAGGCAUGCAACAGCACGCGGUCCAGCUUCUACAACGCUGCAGGAAGAGAAAAGCAAGAGUGCAUCUACAGGCACCAAAUCCAACGGGGCUGCUGCAUCUGAUAAGGACGAGAAUGGCGGUUCAGCUUCUACGACGCUGCAGGAAGAGAAAAGCAAGAGUGCAUCUACUGACGUCAAAUCCAAUGGGGCUGCUUCAUGUGAUAAGGACGAGAAUGAAACAUGCACUCUUCCCGAGGAGGCUCCCAGUGAUCAAGCUUUAGGUCAGAGUCUGCCUCGGUUAAAGGAGCCACCCAAUGACUGCAAUGACCACAAGGAACAAGCUAGAAGUGAUUGUGCUUCCUGCAAUGAGUUGAAGGAGAAACUAAACCACAUGGAGGAAAAACUUGGACUGCUGCAUGAUACUGUGACAAAACUGCAGCAAAGGAAUGACCGUCUUGAAAGUCAGCUUGAUGCAUCCAAGUUGCAGUUGCUUACACUAGAAACAAUUCAGGAGUCGCCCAAGAGCUGUAUGUUUUACACUGGGUUACCGCGCUAUGAAGUUUUUCAUUCGUUGCUGCAAUACCUUACACCUAGGGCUGAUGAGAUGUCUUACUGGAACUGGGAAAAAAAAAGCCAAAAUGAAACUCGUGGCCGGCCGAAAGAAACUGAAUUAGCCAUGGAAUUUUUUAUGGUUCUUGUGCGGCUUAGGACUGGAAUGCGUGGAAAGGAGCUCGCGCGCAACUUCAGUAUAUCCGAAAGCCAAGUGAGCCGUAUUUUCACAACGUGGAUAAACUUCCUAGAGAGGGAGCUUCGGCACCUUAACCAUAUACCUUCACGAGAACAAAUUCUGCCUCACCUCCCAAAAUCUUUUCGACAUUUCGAAAACACGAGGCUUAUUUUGGAUGCCACAGAGGUCAGAAUACAGCGACCAUCGUCUCAAAGUGCGCAGCGCCAGACAUUUUCUUCCUACAAACACUACAAUACGUAUAAAGUCCUUAUUGGGUGCACACCUGACGGAUACAUAGCAUUUGUAUCUCGUUUGUGGGGAGGCUCUGUAUCGGAUAAGAAUAUUCUGCAGUGUAGUGGGCUUCUGGAUGACUUGGAGCCUGGUGAUGCUAUUAUGGUUGAUAAAGGGUUCACAUUCCCCUACUUGCCUCCUGACCUGACAGUAUACAGGCCUCCUUUUCGAGAACGACAUGAAAUGCAAAUGAAUGCCCAAGAUGUAUUAGAGACAAGGCGCAUUGCAUCGGCAAGGGUUCAUGUAGAAAGAGUGAUCGCACGUGUCAAAAGCUUCCAUAUCCUAGACAGGCCAUUUCCAAUUUGUAUGAUGGACAUUGCUGAGCACAUCUUCAAAGUGUGCUGCUUUUUAAGCAAUUAUCGAAAUGUACUCAUUAAGGACACCGACUAACAAGGAUGAAAAUAAUGCCUCGAGCAAUGCCACCUGCAAACCGCAGGUAGCCGUGAUCCUCAUUCCCAGAGCUUCCACAAGUUAUAGCUUGAAUAAGUCUAAGCACGCCGUGCAUAGCAUAGCAGCGAUUCUCAUUGCAUGAUCCCCUUCUUGAUCUAUACGUUUGCGCUUGUCAAGAAUUAAGGUAGCUAUACAAUUCAUAUAGAUAAGUUACGUAUAUGCUUUCCAUACUCCUUGAUUAUACACUUUAUUCGUGACUGCUGGUAUUGUUACUCAACGCCUUUCCAUAGCCUCCAGAAGCUGUACAGACACGGGUUAUAUUUCGCAGAUUUCUCGAUCGCCUGAUUGAUAUAAUAUUAAUAUUGAAUAUCCUUUUGUUAAUCCAGCCUGUUUAUCGUGUUGAUGUCACGCGAGUGUUGCUUUGAUUCCAUUACCUCGACCUCGGCUAUUUCACAAGAUGCCAAAAGCAAGGUAAUAGGCUUGUAAUGCUAUAGGUCAUUGAAUAUCUCCAUUUUUGCGAUUACAAUGUUGGCAUUCUUCUCUCGGUACACGUGAACAUUUCGUAUGAAGAGACAAGUUUUCCAAGUAUAAUAUUCCCACCUUUCAUCAAACUGAAUGGUAUACUUCGUUUGCUUGUCGUUUGUCCCCUGCACAUGUAAAGUCCUUGCAACACUUGAGCGCUAGUUGUACACGAACCCUUCCAGUAAAGUUUGUGUGGAUGCUUUAGGUACUGUGAAGUUCAGUAUAGAAUUUCUCUGCUGCCUUUACUAUAUUAUCAAAACUACUGAUGACAUUGUCAUGCUCAUCUUCCAUUGCAUUCAUCUUGUUCUUUCCUAUGUGCAGUUUCCUGCUUACCGAUUUAAUGUUCAAAUAUAAGAUGCUGUGCUCUCAUGCGGGCAGCAGCGAAACUUUUUUUCUCAUAAAUUUCAAUGAUGCUAGUAUGUUUAUGUAUGUGUAUAGCAGCUCUCGACAGCUGCCUCACACUUCUCAACUACCUAUCUCUCUACCCUAUAAGCCACCCAACGUACACAAAUUUUUAGAAUCUAUAAAUUUGUUUUUUAUCAGUGGCAUGUAUAUGCAUAUAUGUAUUUUCCAUACAUAGCACUUUUCUGGUUGUCACCAUUAGCAGCUUCGAGCGCCCUCGCCUUUGGCAAACUGUAUGCUUACAACACAAGUUUUUAAAAAAUGUUUUGUGAAUAAAUUUGAGUUUUUUUUACUCUAGGUAUUUUCAGACUGAUUUAACUCGGAAGGGUUGUUUAUGAAUUGACUGGACAUCUCCAGUGUGAAUACGACAAGGCAUGUCUGGCCUAAGGGACGCUCAUUUAGGUAAUGAAUAUCUAUAUAAAAACAAUAAGUUAUGGAGAGCUUCAGCUUCACCAGGCAAGAGGUCCGGGGCAAUUUUUGCAUUGUCAUCAUCGGAACAACUGGCAGACUUGCAAGGCUCACAGGAGUUGUCGACGGAAAAAGUCUCAAAGCAGUGAUCUGUUAAAGCACUGAUCAUGGCCAGGGAUAUUCCCUGUGGUAGCACUUGCUUUACGACGCUGAAAUUCACCACGCGAAGGCAUGUACAGUUGUCGGUAACAGUACAGUAUGAGGGACAGUGACAUGCAUGACAAACAACGGCAUUGAUUGGUGCAGCAAUUUAAUCACUAUCUAGAACUGGCAGUGGAGGUAACAGUUCCAUAUAUGUCAGGACCUGCAGUGGCACAUGAACAAAAUCGGUCAGACUUAGGCUAAUUUUGGGUGGUGCAGGAGGAUUAGAAGAGAGGCAGGUCAAGUCACAGUACUUGCGGAACAAUCGAUGAGCGCAGAGUGAUCAGAGAGAAAGUCUAUGCCAAGUAUCAGAUCAUAGGGGCAGUAGGCAAGCACGAUGAAAAGGACGACAGUAUGGCGACCAGCAAUGCUUAUGCGGGCAGUACACAUUCGUACUACGCCAGUCGUUCUGCUGUCGGCAAUGCGUACGACCCGAGUGAUGGCAGGUGCAAGAACUUUCUUUAGAUGACAGUGAAGGGUGAGCGCCUUAAGUUACCAACUUCCUAGCAAACCACGGACUGAAUUAAGGAUCCUGUUGCGGUGAAGUAGUCCCAGGGAGUCUGCUGGGGUGCGCCGGGAAAUGCUCCCAGCUAGCGAGUUCCUCUUCAUGUGUUUGGAAUGCUCUGUCCAGAUAGAAAAUGACAUUGACUAGCAUUAUGGUUGGGUCCCGCCUGUUCCCCUUGGUGGCACGUCCAUACAUGAUGAGCCAUUCUUCUCCCUUUGGUGGUGCUGAUACGCUUGAGUGGCAGCACCAGAAGAUUGGGGUCAGCCGUCCUGCAGGAGUACAGUUUCACUGAAAGUUAUGGAAACACCGCCAUGAUAAGUGACAUUGGAGCCAUUUGUUGAAGAGAAGUGAACGUGCGAGCCUCAAUUGGGCGCACUUGCAACUGUACCGUAGUUCUUGCAGUUAUUUGAGCUUCUUUAUAUUAAGCACCAAGCUGUCUUUCAGCGAACAGACAUAAAAACCGUCCUUGAUUUUCUUGUAGGAGACAUACUGUCCCGUUGUAUAUAGCUUGCCCAGUCGCUUUACACGUCUAGUGAGCACCUCUGGGAUGAAAGCUUUUAGCAUGAAGUGCAAUAUUGCUGGGAGCAUAUGAUUUUCCCAGAAUGGCCGAUCGAAAAAAAUUCUCUCUACAUGGAUGUGAUGCAUUUCACCUCGGUUUUGUGCCUCUGUCCAUAUGACAAAAUCGCACCACUUGUGCCCUGUUGUAGCCAUUUGCCCUUGAACUUGGUAGUAGUAGGCGUGGUCUUUUUUUAGGUAGACUUGCCCAUCCUUCAGCAUGCAGCAAAAUUUGCUGUCCUUGGAUGCAUCUUCUGCAGUCAUACCCUUUUUCGAAAAUAGGCAUUUUACCUCGAGCAAUCCUUGCUCGCCAUCCAGGACAACAAUCCGAUCUGGAGAGGCAGCCAAAAAUGGGUAGUGCUUGUGAAUGUGCAACCCAGUUUCGGUCACCUCCAGUUGCACAUCUCGACUGCGUAUAAGUAUGGAAUAUGCUUCAACAGCAUCUUGCUCAUGCAUCCUUCCAUAAACCAUGGCUUCGCUCAUGGCUCUAUUGCUUGGGUAGAGCAACAUUCUUAGCAAGCCUUCCGGCUUCACACAGUGACACACUCUUUUAAACACCGAGGCCGUUAUGCGACCUGUCCUUGCAGAGUGCCAGAGCUUGUUCGCUGCCUGACCCAUUGUGUCUCUGCAAAUGGUUUGACGUUGCACAUCAUCGAGGGGCUCCAUUGUUUGUAGAUGAGCACUUAUGAGGGUUUGAGCUUGCUCAGACCACAGAUCCUCUUCAUCAUUUAAAACCUGACGAUCAGGAUUCACGUUACUGUGCGCUACUUUGUCCUCGGGACACAGGUAGCGUAGCACUUGUAGUGAAGGGCAGCACGCAGAAAGGUUUGCCUUGAGUUUCGAAAUCUCGUCUUGAGACGGUCGCACAUAGGGGCAGGGGUCAUACUUGCGCUGCUUCUUAACGUAGGCAGGCUUGCUCACAACAUGCCUCUGAAAGGGGAUGUCUUGAAGUGGCAACCUUGGGGCCUGUUUUUUUACUGCACCACAAAGAAAAUAAACAUGUCAGUGAUGCAACACACAUCUAUUAUCGUAAUCAGUACAGUACUGCUUUUAAGUUUUUCUAUAGUGGAGGCUGUUACCAUCUACUAAUAGCAAUAUUUACCAGCCUAUUCUGUUGCAUACUUUUUGUUUUGUCAACAUUGCUUUCGAAUUGUGAUUCAAUAUAACAUGCAAAAAUAAAGUUCAUUUAGUGUACUGUGAUUUCUGAAUUACUCGACAAGCCGAGGCUGACAACAAAAUCAAUGUUCCAAAUAAUUUGUAAAAAAAAGAG